Messenger RNA from Mobula hypostoma (lesser devil ray), 1617 nucleotides. It is a transcript of the gene tbx4, whose product is annotated as T-box transcription factor 4. Gene Ontology annotation, biological process: positive regulation of DNA-templated transcription; angiogenesis; regulation of transcription by RNA polymerase II. Gene Ontology annotation, molecular function: DNA-binding transcription factor activity, RNA polymerase II-specific; RNA polymerase II cis-regulatory region sequence-specific DNA binding. The coding region runs from base 1 to 1617 and encodes 538 amino acids. The record is from RefSeq and is a predicted model, not a curated record. The transcript has 9 exons. Gene Ontology annotation, cellular component: nucleus. Lineage: Eukaryota; Metazoa; Chordata; Chondrichthyes; Myliobatiformes; Myliobatidae.
AUGCUGCAAGAAAAGACUGCGACAGAAAGUGAGGAGAGCUAUGCAGCAGCUCAAGUGGAUGGACACGGGGAGCAUAACCUGCAGUCCCCAGGGCACGGAGCACCAGGGGCGAGCAGCAUGUCUCCAGACAGUCCACAGGGACAGGACCCUGACCAGAGCAUAGAGAACAUCAAGGUUUAUCUCCAUGAAAAGGAACUUUGGAAGAAAUUUCACGAGGCGGGCACAGAAAUGAUCAUCACCAAGGCUGGCAGGCGAAUGUUUCCAAGUUACAAGGUGAAGGUUACAGGAAUGAAUCCGAAAACCAAGUACAUUCUGCUGAUUGACAUUGUUCCUGCAGAUGACCAUCGUUAUAAAUUCUGUGAUAACAAGUGGAUGGUGGCUGGAAAGGCAGAGCCGGCCAUGCCCGGGAGGCUGUACGUGCACCCCGAUUCCCCAGCGACAGGAGCACACUGGAUGCGGCAGCUUGUCUCCUUCCAGAAACUGAAGCUGACCAACAAUCACCUGGACCCAUUUGGACAUAUCAUUUUGAAUUCCAUGCACAAGUACCAACCAAGGCUCCACAUCGUGAAAGCAGAUGAAAAUAAUGCAUUUGGUUCGAAGAACACAGCCUUCUCUACCCAUGUAUUCACAGAGACAACAUUCAUUUCAGUCACGUCGUACCAGAACCACAAGAUUACCCAGCUGAAGAUUGAAAACAAUCCAUUUGCGAAGGGAUUCAGAGGUGGAGAUGACAGUGACUUGCGCGUAUCUCGUUUGCAGAGCAGAGAAUAUCCAGUUAUUUCUAAAAGCAUUGUUAGACAAAGACUUAUUUCAAACCACGGUCAAUUGACACCAAAGAUGGAAAGCAACUUGACUCAUGGGACGCAGGGUCAUCAGCACUACCCUUAUGACAACAAUGGACCAAUACAAAUAACAGCAUCGGGCACUCAGGAUCUGGCAAUCAGCCCAUUUGCACCCCAGAGAGAUUCAGGACUUAUCUAUCACUGUUUUAAACCACGAGAAGCCCACGGCCACCCAGAGUUGCCCUGUAAACGACCCUUUCUCGAAGCGCCCGCUGCCCUUGCUGAUGAACAUUAUUUCCGCCCGCCACCUUAUGACCAGCAGAUGAUGAACCCGCCGUAUCGGAAUGAACAAGAUUUAAGGGAUGCCUGCAUGUUUUCCGGCCCUGUGAACGACGUGCCUGGAGGGAGCACGGUCGAGGAACAUCCUCCUCAAACGCUGAACUGCAACAUGUGGGCGUCUGUUCCAUCCUAUGGAAACUGCAGCGUUCAGACCAUGGACACCGUUCCCUACCAGCAUUUCUCAGCCCACUUCACCACCACGGCUAUGAUGCCUCAUCUCCCCGGUCUCCCCGCACAGAGCUCACAGCCCCCGUGCGAGACACAGUUCGGCGGCUACCACUCGCCGCCGCAGCAGCAGGUUCGACAGAGGGUGCCCAUGUCUUCCUGUUCACCGCGAGACAGAGUGCCCCUCUCCCCGCACGACCGGGUCCCACCAUCUCCUCAUGCUCAGAACUCUCGCGAGUUCCUCUUCUCACAAAGCCUGUCCUUACCGAGGGAGCUCCCCACCCAGUACCAUUCCGGCCUGGGGCCCGUGGCAAACUGGACAGACAGCUGA